Messenger RNA from Platichthys flesus (European flounder), 2875 nucleotides. It is a transcript of the gene nvl, whose product is annotated as nuclear VCP like. The coding region runs from base 142 to 2745 and encodes 867 amino acids. The record is from RefSeq and is a predicted model, not a curated record. Gene Ontology annotation, biological process: ribosome biogenesis. The transcript has 24 exons. Lineage: Eukaryota; Metazoa; Chordata; Actinopteri; Pleuronectiformes; Pleuronectidae. Gene Ontology annotation, molecular function: ATP binding; preribosome binding; RNA binding. Gene Ontology annotation, cellular component: nucleus.
CGGAUACACUAUUUUUCCUUUCCGGGUUAAGCGGUGUGUAAGUUUGCAGUCACGUUGUCGGAGACUGAACUGUUUUCAAAGUUUAACACAGAAGUUGUGGACGCAGGUGACGGUGGUGUUGAGACUGAAAGAAGCACAGACAUGAAGAACAGAGGUGUCGGGCUCGACAGUCGGCUCAGACAGAGAGUGGAGCAGUAUAUGGCAUCCAGCAACCGUGAAUAUGUGGACCUUUCAGCCAUGGCCCUCGACCUUCAGAAGUUACACAGAAUGGAGUAUGGCAGAAGAAACAAGACAGCUUUCAGGAUUCAAGUAGAGAAAGUUUAUGAAGCUAUCAUGAAGGAAUCUGGGCUGAAUUAUCUGGAGAGCAAGCACUUGGCUAAGAGAGCCAAGCACAGCCACAAAGACAAUGGUGAGGGGAGCAGCAGCAGCAGUUCAGGGGAGUCGUCUGACACUGAACAUAUUCAGGAAAACACUCCCAUCAACCACAUGAACAGCUCUGUUACAUCUCUAUAUCGGAAGGGAAACCCUGACUCCAUUACCGGCUCACCCAGGAGAGAUCAGCCUGCUCCAAGCAGUGAUGUCAGCACAGCCACUCCCCCUCCCAGUGCAGGCACUGUGGUCUCCAGAGGAGGCUGGUUCAUUGAUAAAGGGAGGGGCCCCGAGAAAAGCAACAUUCUCAUUGACCUGUGUGAUGAGGAGCCUACACAUAGAGCAACAAAUCAGACAGACGUGUCCUUGCUGGAGCCUGAGAAAUCACGCAGGAAGUCUAAAAAAAGGACAAAGAGCUCAACUGAAACAGCCGAGCCUCAAACCUUGACCAAAAAAGCUAAAUCAAAGUUACCAGAACUGCAGUAUCCGACUCUGAAGUUUGAGGACGUAGGGGGUAAUGAAGACACAUUAACGGAGGUUUGUAAGCUGAUGAUCCACAUGCGUCACCCAGAGGUGUACCAACAUCUGGGAAUGGUUCCUCCCAGGGGCUUCCUCCUCCAUGGACCUCCCGGCUGUGGAAAGACUUUGCUGGCCCAGGCUGUGGCUGGUGAGCUGCAGCUGCCCCUGCUAAAGGUGUCUGCUCCGGAGUUGGUGUCUGGAGUGUCUGGAGAAUCUGAACAGAAACUCAGAGAGCUGUUUGACUUGGCUGUGAGCUCUGCUCCGUGUAUCCUGUUCAUAGAUGAGGUAGACUCCAUCACCCCCAGGAGAGAGGUGGCCUCUAAAGACAUGGAGAGGAGGAUUGUAGCUCAGCUGCUAACCUGCAUGGACGACUUGAACAGUCUGACCGUGACAGCUCAGAUCCUGGUCAUCGGCGCCACCAACAGGCCAGACUCCCUAGACCCUGCCCUACGCAGAGCUGGACGCUUUGAUAGAGAGAUCUGCAUGGGCAUCCCGGAUGAAGCAGCUCGUCUCAGGAUCUUGAAGACUUUGUGUCGAAAGCUGAAGCUGCCGGAGGACUUUGACUACCAGCAGCUGGCCCACCUCACCCCUGGCUAUGUGGGGGCUGACCUCAUGGCUCUGUGCCGCGAAGCUGCCAUGACUGCUGUAAACAGGGCUCUGCUGGAAAUGAGAGGGUGGCCUCAGGGCGAGGGACAAAUCUCUACUUCAGAGCUGCUAACAAGCAACGUUCAGACUGAGGCUGUUGUGACAGACGGAGAGGUUGGGGAGCAACAGACAACAGACAUGAAGCCAGUAUCUCAGGAAGAGUCAGCACAGAGUCAGCUGCAGCAGGGGGAGCUGUGUCACCUCCUACACCUGCUGAAAUCCACUGACACACUGUCAGAGGAAGAGCUGGACAGCCUGUCCAUUCUUAUGUCCGACUUCCAGGCCUCCUUGUCCAGUAUCCAGCCCUCAGCCAAGAGGGAGGGCUUCGCCACUGUGCCUGAUGUCACCUGGGAGAAUGUGGGGGCACUGCAUGAUAUCAGAGAGGAGCUCACCAUGGCCAUACUGGCUCCUGUGCGUUCUCCGGAACAAUUCAAAGCGCUGGGUCUCAGUGCGCCAUCUGGAGUUUUGCUGGCUGGACCUCCGGGAUGUGGAAAAACACUGCUUGCCAAGGCAGUGGCCAAUGAGUCAGGCCUCAACUUCAUCUCUGUCAAGGGACCAGAACUGCUCAAUAUGUAUGUUGGAGAGAGUGAACGAGCUGUCAGACAGGUCUUCCAGAGAGGACGCAACUCUGCUCCAUGCGUCAUCUUUUUUGACGAGAUUGACGCUCUGUGUCCUCGUCGCUCAGGUCAUGAGUCAGGAGCCAGUGUGCGGGUGGUCAACCAGCUACUUACAGAGAUGGAUGGCUUAGAGACUCGACGACAGGUCUUCAUCAUGGCUGCUACAAACAGACCAGAUAUCAUUGACCCUGCCAUUCUGAGGCCAGGGCGCUUAGAUAAAACUCUGUAUGUGGGCCUGCCGCCUGCAAAAGAUCGCCAUGAAAUCCUGCUCACUAUUACUAAGGGGGGGACCAAACCUCAACUGGAGCAAGAUGUCAGUCUUGAAGAGAUCGCCCUUGAUCAACGCUGUGAUUGCUUAACUGGGGCUGACCUGAAUGCAUUAGUAAGAGAAGCAUCUGUUAAUGCCCUGAGGGCCUACCUCAAGUCCCAGAAUCCUCCAGCUUCCUCCUCUGGUCCCACAGGCUCCGCUGGGUCAGUUGCUCACAUCAGAGUCAGUAAACAGAACUUUGAGGAUGCCUUCAAGAAAGUGAGACCAUCAGUGUCCAAAAAGGAUCAACGGACGUAUGAGCAGCUCAGAGAGUCCCUCAGCAGAUAACUGCAGCUGACUUCACCAGCAGUUCCCCUUUUACUUGUCCACAUUCGGAUAAAAGUCAUAUACAUUUUAUUAUGGUUGAAUACUGCAUCCUUUUUUCUUUUUAAAUAAAAUGUGAUGGAAAACGACAAUA